CGGAAGUGAAUUUUUCAUCGUUUUUUUUCAAUCCAACCAAUAUAUUUUUGAUCUGGAUUUUCAUUUCUUUUUUGUUGAAAUUUUUCAAUGUCAACAACAAUAUCAAAAAUGAAAAAUCCAGAUGAUCAUCGUUCCAUUUUCUGUAACCAUCAAAACAAUGAUUCAAAAUGUUUAUCAUCAACAACAACGAAAAAAAUCCUAAUUGAAUGUAUACGAUAUUCGAUUCGAAUGAUAAUAAUGUUUACCAUUAUCCUAUCGUAUAUUUUCCUUGUAUUAUGGUUAAUGUUACAAUUAACAUCGGCAAGUUAUUGGAAUACAUUGUUUCAUUUAUUACCCGGGUCAUUUCGUAAUGAUGAUACUAAUCGUAAUAUUUAUGAAUUGAUUGAAUCACGUGGUUUUAAAUAUGAACAACAUUUUGUUGAAACAAAUGAUGGUUAUAUUUUACAAUUAGUACGUAUUAUUAAUCCAUUAAUCGCAAAUGAUGAUGAACAUUAUAAUCGUUUAAAACCAAUACUAUUACAUCAUGGUUUUCAAUGUACUGGUACAUCAUGGCUUAUCGCUCGUAAUGGUACAUUAUUAUCGAAUGGAAUUUUUCAAGAAUAUUCCGAUGAACACGAAUCAACUGCAUCAUAUGGAAAUCGUUUCAAUAGUUAUCCCACCAAAGAUACUGUUGGUGAUUCAUUAGGUUUUGUUCUGGCAACAAAAGGUUACGAUGUAUGGUUGGCAAAUUAUCGUGGAUCAAUUUAUUCAACAAAUCAUACCAGAUUACGAACUGAUUCAAAAGAAUUUUGGAAAUUUUCAAUCGAUGAAAUGAUUUUAUAUGAUUUACCAGCUGAAAUUGAUUAUAUUUUGGAAAAAACUCAACGAAAAUCAUUAUCAUAUAUUGGACAUUCACAGGGUAAUCUAAUGAUGUUUGGUUUAAUGUCGUUAAGUGAUUAUUAUAGUGAAAGAAUUCGUCCAUUUAUUGCAUUAUCACCUGUAUUUUAUCAUGAUGGAGGUAUACGUUCAGCAUUAACACGUUUUAUACCAUUUAUUGAUUAUCUUCGAUCAAAUCCAUCGAUGGUUCCAUUUUCAUCGGGAACAAGAUCAUUUUUUUCAAAUGUUUGUGAAAACAUUUUAACCAAACAAUUAUGUUUCAAUAUGUUUUAUCAAUUUACUGGAACUAUAAUGGAUAAUAUAAAUCCAAAUAGAUUGACUGUAUUUACAUCGAAUAUUGGUAUGGGUUCAUCAUCAUGGAAUGCAGCACAUUUAUUACAAUUAUAUAAACGUUUGGAUGGAAAUUUUACAUCAUUCGAUAUGGGUGAUAGUGUUAAAAAUCUUGAUCGUUAUGGACAAUCAGAACCAUUUAAUUAUGAUGCUAGUAUUAUCAAUUCUACGAAUAUUGCACUAAUAUAUACUGAAAAUGAUUGGUUUAAUACUAUCGAACAAAUUGAAAGAUUACGAAAAACAUUACCAAAAAAAUUAAUUGAUGAUUACCUGAUACCAAAUGAAUGGUAUGGACAUGUUGAUCUAUUAUGGGGUUAUAAUGUUGGCAAAAUGGUUAAUCAAAGAAUAUUGAAUAUUUUAAAUCAUUAUUGAUUGAUUGAAUUUAAAAUCAAUCGAUUGAUCCAUCGAUCCAACCGUCAACAAAUAUUUUGAUUUUGACU
Molecule: messenger RNA, 1646 nt
Organism: Dermatophagoides pteronyssinus (European house dust mite)
Lineage: Eukaryota; Metazoa; Arthropoda; Arachnida; Sarcoptiformes; Pyroglyphidae
Product: lysosomal acid lipase/cholesteryl ester hydrolase-like
Biological process (GO): lipid metabolic process
Source: RefSeq, a predicted model, not a curated record